CAGAUAGACAGACAGACAGACAGUGCCGUCAAGCAAACGGCCUGUUAUGGUCACAUGACGAGGUGGAGACGUGAUGCUAGCACUUCUGCUAUUUUCGCUACAUAAGAUCCCAUAUGACAUGACAUCAUGUUCGGCCAGUUCUUCAAAGAGAGGAGAUUCCGGGAGAUGGCCGCCGAUGACAAGUCUUUGCCGUCAGACUGGAGCGUAGAGCCACCCGUCACCUCGCCCGCCAGUCCCUCCCAUCUGACGCACUUCAAGCCGCUCAGCCCGGAGCAGGAUGAGCCGCCAUUGCGCUCGGCGUACAGCUCCUUCGUCAACCUGUUUCGCUUCAAUAACAAAGAGGAGGUUCGUCCUCCCCCCGCUGCUUCGGACAAGCCGGACGAGCCAUCCCCUUCCCCCCUUGAGUCUGAUAGGAGAAGCUGGUCCAGCUCUUCCCCCUCCGUCUAUGGCUCCAGGGCGCACCGGAAGGCGCAUCCCGAGCACCUCCGACGCACCUCCACCGCCUCGGAUAGCAGCAGGAAGUCUGAUACGCCCCUGAGCAAUCAUGACCCCCGCACGGCUGUGCAGCUUCGCACGGCGCUGAAGCGACUCAAGGAAAUUAUGGAUGGAAAAAGCCAGGACAGCGACCUGAAGCAGUACUGGAUGCCCGACAGCCAGUGCAAGGAGUGCUACGACUGUAAUGAAAAGUUCACCACAUUUCGCCGGCGCCACCACUGCAGGUUGUGCGGACAGAUUUUCUGCAGCCGCUGCUGCAACCAGGAGAUUCCUGGCAAGUUCAUGGGCUACACAGGAGACCUGCGAGCUUGUACGUACUGUCGCAAAAUAGCGCUAAACUACGCUUACUCGGCUGAGUCGGGCUCCAUCGGCGAGGAUCUGAACGUCUUGUCUGACUCUUCGUGCUCUGUGUGUAUGUUGGAACCCAGCGAGCCACGGACGCCUGUCGGGGGGCGCAAGGCUAGCAGGAACAUCUUCCUUGAGGAAGAUCUGACCUGGCAGAGAAAAACUCCCAUUGGGAUGAGAAAAACAAUGAUCCAUCAGGAACCUCAGAAAAGUGGCCUACCUUCCAGACUGACCACGCUGCAAGAAGACGUGUGUAAAACCCCCACUAGGAAGAGGUCCGCCAGCGUCACCAACCUGUCACUGGACCGUUCCGGAUCCUCCAUGGUGCCUUCCUACGACAGCUCUAUCAGCCCACCAACCACGCGGGCCUUGUCGGGCGCAAAGAGCGUCACCAAGCUGGACCACAGCGAGGAGGAAAGGAAGAACAUCCUGGACUCCUCUCAGCUGAAGGACCUGUGGAAGAAGAUCUGCCACAACAACACGGGGAUGGAGUUCCAGGACCACAGGUACUGGCUGAGGACCUACCCCAACUGCAUUGUGGGGAAGGAGCUUGUCAACUGGCUGCUGAGGAACGGCACCAUCUCCAACAGGGCCCAGGCGAUCGCCAUCGGCCAGGCAUUAGUGGACGGCCGCUGGCUGGACUGCGUCACUCACAACGACCAGCUCUUCAGGGAUGAAUACGCCCUCUAUCGCCCCCUGCAGAGCACAGAGUUCUCAGAGACACCAUCUCCAGACACUGACAGCGUCAACUCUGUGGAGGGACAUUCCGAGCCGUCCUGGUUCAAGGACAUCAAGUUUGACGACAGUGACACAGAGCAGCUGGCAGACGAGUCGGACUACAACAUACCUAGCUCUGCCAGCGCCAGUAAGAGGACAUCCGUCAGCAGCUCCCAGUCAGUGGUGGACAGUGACUCAGCAGCCUCCAUCAGCCUCAACAUGGAGUACAACAACGUUAACUUCCACAUCAAGAAGCAGUCCAAGUAUCCACACGUGCCUUCGUCCACUGAGCAGAAAGCUGAAUUUCUGGUGUCAGAAGAUGGAGGACAGAACAUCGUGAUCAGCGAUGCCUUCAUCAAAGAGUCUCUGUUCAACCGACGUGUGGAAGAGAAAGCUAAAGAGAUGCUGUUUACACCGCUGGGUUGGCACCACAGCUCCCUGGACCAGCUCCGAGAAGAGAACGGAGAGAAGAAGGCCAUGGAGAGGCUGCUCUCGGCCAAUCACAGCCACAUGAUGGCACUGCUGCAGCAGCUGCUCUACAGCGAGUCCCUGUCACUGUCCUGGCGGGACAUCAUCGUCCCCGUCGUCCGACAGGUGGUCCAGACAGUGCGGCCCGAUGUACGGAACUGCGAUGACGACAUGGACAUCCGACAACUGGUUCACAUUAAGAAGAUUCCUGGAGGGAGGAAGUUUGAUUCAACCGUGGUGAAUGGCUUCAUAUGCACCAAGAACAUCGCUCACAAGAAGAUGAAUUCCUACAUCAAGAACCCCAAGAUCCUGCUUCUAAAAUGUUCCAUCGAGUAUCUGUACAGGGAGGAGACAAAGUUCACCUGCAUUGAGCCCAUUGUGCUGCAGGAGCGAGAGUUUUUGAAGAACUACGUCCAGCGUAUAGUGGAUGUUCGGCCAAACCUGGUCCUGGUGGAGAAGACGGUGUCUCGUAUCGCUCAGGACAUGCUGUUGGAACACGGCAUCACUCUGGUGAUAAAUGUCAAACCGCAAGUCUUGGAUCGAGUGAGUCGAGUGACCCAAGGUGACCUGGUAAUGUCCAUGGAUCAACUCCUCACCAAGCCUCGUCUGGGCACCUGUCACAAGUUCUACAUGCAGCCUUUCACCCUGGCCAACAAUGAGGUCAAGACGCUGAUGUUCUUUGAGGGCUGCGCCACCCACCUGGGCUGCUCCAUCAAGCUGCGUGGCGCCUCCGAAUAUGAGCUGGCCCGAGUGAAGGAGAUCAUCAUGAUGAUGGUGUGCGUGGCCUACCACUCCCAGCUUGAGAUCUCCUUCCUCAUGGAUGAGUUUGCCAUGCCUCCCAGCUUGGCCCAGAGCACCUCUUUCCCCUGUCUGCUGGAGGGUGCGUCCGCCGAGGAGCAGGUGGACAGCGAGCAGAAGGAUGUUGAGGACACAAUUGCCGAACCUUAUGCUGAUGGUUCUGCACCACCUGGCCACCUUGAUGAGGACACAGUUCCCCCUUGGAUGGAAAGCAGCCAGGACCAUCCACGUUCAUCAGCUUCCUCCAUCCACAGUGAGGAAGCUGGAAUCAAGGAGACCAGGACCUCCUCGCCGUUUUCCAGCCCUCCUGCUCUUCCUCUGUCAGUAUCCCCACCAUUCCUCAUGGACGACAACCAGGAGAUGACUCCAAACACAUUCGGCAGGGAAACGGGGGAGCAAGCAAAUGAAGAUCCGGAAAGCACGGAAGAUAAGGGAUCAGAAACACCCCGGUUGUUUCGGGACCCCCUCCAGGACGACACGGGCGUGUUUGUCGCCGAGCAGGUGGCGUCGACUGAUGACCAACUGAAGUCCAUCUCGGCUGUCUUCAAGCAGGAGCUGAAGGACAUCAUUUUGUCUAUCUCGCCCUUCAUCACAUUCCGAGAACCGUUCCUCCUCACGCCUGCUGGAAUGCACUGCCCCAGCAGGGACUACUUCCCUGAUCAGGUUUACCUGUCUCCCCUCCUCAACAAGGACUUCAAAGAACUGGACGGGCGCAGAAAGCGGCAGCUCCUCAAGGACUCUGCGUCCUCCUCGCUAGUUGGCAGCAGUCAGACCAAUGGCGUUCCUCCGCCCAAGCCAGUCGACGUCCUCCCGUGCCACGGCCUUACAAGCACUCGCAUAGUGGAGCAGUUGAGCAGCAGCCAGGAACUAGCCAAGCUUCUGGCAGAGUACAGGGCCAAGGGAGGCCGCAUUCGGCAGAGGGAGGCAAGCGACCCCUUCAACGGCGUGGUCAAUGGCCAGAGCAGGACAGAGGAGACGUCACCACCGCCGUCGUCAGUUAAAGUGCUGGGCAAGGGUGAGGGUGAAGAAGACAAACCAAGCAAGCAGAGUGAGAUGAGCUUGGCCCCUAAGAUGGACUGUCUGACACCUGUCAAUCAUCAGCGACUAUGUGUGCUCUUCAGCAGCUCGUCCGCUCAGUCCAGCAACGCUCCAAACCCCUGCGUCAGCCCGUGGAUAGUCACCAUGGAGUUUUACGGCAAGAAUGAUCUCUCGCUGGGCGUCUUCCUGGAGAGAUACUGUUUCAGGCCAUCUUACCAGUGUCCCAGCAUGUUCUGCGAGACUCCCAUGGUGCAUCACAUUCGCCGCUUCGUGCAUGGCAACGGCUGCGUGCAGAUCGUGCUGAAGGAGCUGGACUCGCCGGUUCCCGGGUAUCAGCACACCAUCCUCAACUACUCCUGGUGCCGCAUCUGCAAACAGGUGACCCCGGUGGUGCCCCUGUCCAAUGACUCGUGGUCCAUGUCGUUCGCCAAGUACCUGGAGCUGCACUUCUAUGGCCACCAGUACACCAGGCGGGCCAACGCCGAGCCCUGUGGACACUCUAUUCACAAAGACUACCACCAGUACUUCUCCUACAACCAGAUGGUGGCCUCCUUCAGCUACACUUCUGUGAGACUGUUGGAGAUUUGUCUUCCUCGCCCCAAGAUCUUCAUCAGAAACCGGGGGCCCUCCAAAGCCAAUGUGCAGCAGGACCUGAAGGACUUCUCACAAAAAGUAUCGCAGGUGUACCUGGCUAUUGACGACCGCUUAACCUCCCUGAAGACCGACACCUUCAGUAAGACCCGGGAGGAGAAGAUGGAGGAUCUCUUCGCUCAGAAAGAUAUGGAGGAGGUCGAGCUGCGCAGUUGGAUCGAGAAGCUCCAGGUACGUCUCCAAGCCUGUGGUCUGGAUUCCCCGCAGCAGUUCCAGGCUGUGCUGGAGUCCCUUGUGUUGAAGAAGCAGAGUCUAUGUGAGAUGCUGCAGUCCUGGAACAGCAGACUACAAGACUUGUUCCAGCAGGAGAAAGGCCGCAAGCGUCUGUCUGUACCCCCGAGCCCAGGCCGCCACCGGCAGGCCGCUGCUGAUGACAGCAAGAGCACGCUGGACUCCUCCCCCCGUAACCCUUCACCUGUGGUGCAGAACGGGGACAAAGCAACAGAGGACCGUCACCUCAGCACUUUACCCUCCACGUCCUCCUCCUCCACUGUGCUGCUGUCGCCGCCCAUGGAACCUGGAGUCGAGCCCGUCACCCCCGGGCCCUCCUUCACUGAGCCUGACUCAGUCAGCAUCCCAGAAGACGUGUUUGAUGGACACCUGCUGGGCUCCACCGACAGUCAGGUGAAGGAGAAGUCCACCAUGAAGGCCAUCCUGGCUAACUUUCUGCCCGGCAACAACUACAACCCCAUCCCCUUCCCGUUUGACCCUGACAAGCACUACCUGAUGCACGAACACGAGCGGGUUCCCAUCGCCGUGUGCGAGAAGGAACCGAGCUCCAUUAUCGCCUUUGCUCUCAGCUGUAAGGAAUAUAAAACAGCGCUGGAUGAUUUGUCCAAGGCGUCCAACACGGUAGGCGACGAGGCGUCCCAGGCCAACAGCGGAGAGAGCCGAGCGAAGGGCAGCCCCGCCAGGCUAGGCGACUCGACCCAGCAGAGCCGCGCCAGCGCGGAAGCAGACGCGCCCAAGGACACCGACGCAGCAGACAAACAGAAGAAGCAGUCACAGAAUCCUCAUAUCGAGCUGCAAUUCUCAGACGCCAACGCCAAGUUCUACUGUCGCAUCUAUUACGCCGACGAGUUCCACAGGAUGCGCGAGGAGAUCCUGGAGAGCGCCGAGGAGGAUUUCGUCCGCUCGCUUUCUCACUGCGUCAACUGGCAGGCGCGCGGCGGGAAAUCUGGAGCCGUCUUCUACGCCACAGAAGAUGAUCGCUUCAUCCUGAAGCAGAUGCCCAGACUGGAGGUCCAGUCCUUCCUAGACUUUGCUCCUCACUACUUCACCUACAUCACAGGAGCAGUGCAGCAGAAAAGGCCGACCGCGCUGGCCAAGAUCCUGGGCGUUUACCGCAUCGGCUACAAGAAUUCUCAGAACAACACUGAGAAGAAGCUGGACCUGCUGGUGAUGGAAAACCUGUUUUACGGACGUAAAAUGGCUCAGGUGUUUGACCUGAAGGGUUCGCUGCGGAACCGCAACGUCAAGACUGACUCGGGCAAGGAGAGCUGCGAGGUGGUCCUGCUGGACGAGAACCUCCUGAAGCUGAUCUACGACAACCCGCUCUACAUCCGCUCGCACUGCAAGUCGGUGCUACGGGCCGCCAUCCACAGCGACGCCUACUUCCUGUCCAGCCACCUCAUCAUCGACUACUCGCUGCUGGUGGGGCGCGAUGACGCCACCAAUCAGCUGGUCGUGGGCAUCAUCGAUUAUAUCAGGACUUUCACCUGGGACAAGAGGCUGGAGAUGGUAGUCAAAUCCACAGGAAUUCUGGGAGGCCAAGGUAAGAUGCCCACCGUGGUGUCCCCCGAGCUGUACCGUGCUCGCUUCUGCGAAGCCAUGGAUAAAUACUUCCUCAUGGUGCCGGACCACUGGACAGGACUGGGUGUUAACUGCUGAGCGGGACAUGCCCGGCAUUCGCAAGUGAUUGAGAGAAAGGUCCAACGUGCACGUCUUUCUUUUUUUUUAUAUAUAUAUAUAUAUUCCAUUAUGAAGAGAGGCGACAUUCCGAGUGUUUAUUUUUAUCCUUAAGGAUUUGAGUGUAGUGGAGGUCCUUCUUGCUGUUUUAUUGGUGCCACAUGUUGACGGUCUCAUUGUUAUAUACUGUAAUUUAAACUUUGAAUAUGUACAUAGAUGAUGUAACUAUUAAAAGAUUAUUAACACUGAUCCUUCAGUCAUUGUGACAAUUUAAGAAAGCUAUUGACAAACAUGUAUAUUAUAUACUGUAAAAUUAUAUACUUUAACAAGUUAGUAAAAUUGCAAGUUUAUUAUAGUGUAGUUUUUUAACAUUCUUUAAAUAUGAUUCAAUAAAACAGUACAUUUUAGGAGAAUAAAUUGCCAGUGUAAUAAAACUACUAUAUAUGUACACAGAACUACAUGUUAAAAAUAAUUAAAAAAAUAUACAAUUAAAAAAAAAACCAACUUUUUGUUAUUGUUUAUGCGUGGAAAUAUUUGAAAAAAUAGAUAAAAAAAAACAUCUUAAGUAGAAAAUGUUUAAUAAAACUACAACAAAAUAAACUAACAUUUUAUUUCAUGCUGG
Dunckerocampus dactyliophorus (ringed pipefish) is the source of this 7042-nucleotide messenger RNA. It is a transcript of the gene pikfyve, whose product is annotated as phosphoinositide kinase, FYVE finger containing. The transcript is spliced from 43 exons. Gene Ontology annotation, biological process: phosphatidylinositol metabolic process; intracellular signal transduction. Bases 127 to 6402 code for a protein of 2091 amino acids. The record is from RefSeq and is a predicted model, not a curated record. Gene Ontology annotation, molecular function: 1-phosphatidylinositol-3-phosphate 5-kinase activity; metal ion binding; ATP binding. NCBI's taxonomy places the organism in Eukaryota, Metazoa, Chordata, Actinopteri, Syngnathiformes, Syngnathidae.